Molecule: messenger RNA, 570 nt
Organism: Fulvia fulva
Lineage: Eukaryota; Fungi; Ascomycota; Dothideomycetes; Mycosphaerellales; Mycosphaerellaceae
Product: Actin-related protein 2/3 complex subunit 3
Exons: 2
Coding region: 1-570 (189 amino acids)
Biological process (GO): Arp2/3 complex-mediated actin nucleation; regulation of actin filament polymerization
Cellular component (GO): cytoskeleton; Arp2/3 protein complex
Molecular function (GO): actin filament binding
Source: RefSeq, a predicted model, not a curated record
AUGCCUGCCUACCACUCCGUCUUCCUGGACGAGCCAAACCAACAGCUAAUCGGCAACUUCGCACUCCUACCACUCCGCACAAGAACCCGAGGCCCAGCACAACAACUCCCAGCACUAGCCGGCGUCUCCGAGCUCGACGUCGAAGCAAGCAACGAAAGCUACGACCCUCUAGACGAGGUACUACAACUCUUCCGCGCAAACACUUUCUUCCGCAACUUCGAGAUCAAAGGGCCCGCCGAUCGUGUUCUGAUCUAUGGCAUCCUAUACGUCAGCGAGGCACUGAGUAAGAUCAAGCCUGGCAUGGCACGGAGAGAUGCAGAGAAGGCAGUCAUGAACACGGCGUUGGACAACAACUUUGCGAUUCCGGGCGAUGCAGCAUUUCCGCUUAACCAGAUGUUCGAGCCGCCGCGGGAUAGGAAUGAGGCAGAGGUGUUGAGGCAGUAUGUUAUGCAGAUGAGGCAGGAGUUGGCGGUGAGGCUGUUGAACAGAGUGUACACAGAUCCAAGUGGUCAGCCGAGCAAGUGGUGGCUCAGCUUCUCGAAACGCAAGUUCAUGGGCAAGGCGCUCUGA